AUGGACAAAUAUGCAGAGAAUUUUGACGGCAACAUUGAUGAACCAAUGGAAGAUGGCGACACUCUUCUUCAUCUGACAUGUCUUUAUGGUCAUUUGAACUGCGUCCAGUUUUUGUUGGAAAGGGGAGCUAAUUUGGAAGCAAAGGAUGAAGAUGGAGCGAUUCCUCUGCACGAUGCAUGUGCUGGGGGGUACACAGAAAUAGCCCAACUUCUCAUUAACCUUGCUAAUGACCCAGAGCGCGUGAAGAGGAUGGUAGACACUGUUGACGUAGAAGGGGACACGCCUCUUCACCAUGCUGCUAGAGGCGAAUAUAGCGAUGUCAUUAAGCUGUUGCUUGCUCAUGGGGCUUCUCCUACUAAGACAAAUAUCUAUGGGAAGACCCCUGUCGAAUUUGCUGAUAUCGGGACUGAAGCUAAGAAGAUAUUAGAGGAGGCUGUGGGUACUAUACAAGAAAAGUAA
This is a messenger RNA of Striga hermonthica, 459 nucleotides long. Lineage: Eukaryota; Viridiplantae; Streptophyta; Magnoliopsida; Lamiales; Orobanchaceae. The record is from the annotation of a GenBank genome assembly.